This is a messenger RNA of Carlito syrichta (Philippine tarsier), 1036 nucleotides long. Its product is annotated as frataxin, mitochondrial. Gene Ontology annotation, cellular component: mitochondrion. Gene Ontology annotation, molecular function: ferrous iron binding; ferroxidase activity; iron chaperone activity. Bases 1 to 747 code for a protein of 248 amino acids. The record is from RefSeq and is a predicted model, not a curated record. NCBI's taxonomy places the organism in Eukaryota, Metazoa, Chordata, Mammalia, Primates, Tarsiidae. Gene Ontology annotation, biological process: iron incorporation into metallo-sulfur cluster; intracellular iron ion homeostasis. The transcript has 6 exons.
AUGUGUUGUCCCUCAGUGCGACCUCGGAAGAAUGGCACGCGGAAAGCAGGGCAGGUGGACGGGGAUCCUUUCCGAGGGAUCUGUGGCUAUCUCCAUACUCUCUCUUCUCUAUGCGAGAACCUAAGCAAUAUUGAUACGUGGCAGCCCAAGGAAUGGCUAUGGCGUCAAAGAAGACUUCUGAGGGGGAGGGAUGUGGUAAUUAAUGAGGGUCUUGAAAAUGCCAAGGGAGUGGUGGAAGGCCUUCCAGGAGGGAGGACCACCGGGGCAAAGGCCUGGAAGAGUUUGAACCUCCACUGCCUCAACCAGAUUCUGAAUGUCAAAAAGCAAAGUGUAUCUGCAAUAAACUUGAGGAAAUCGGGAACUUUGGGUGACCCAGGCUCUCUAGAUGAGACCACCUACGAAAGACUAGCAGAGGAGACGCUAGAUGCCUUAGCAGAGUUUUUUGAAGACCUCGCAGACAAGCCUUACACAUUUGAGGACUACGAUGUCGCCUUUGGGAGUGGUGUCUUAACAGUUAAACUGGGUGGGGAUCUAGGAACCUACGUGAUCAACAAGCAGACCCCAAACAAGCAAAUCUGGCUGUCGUCUCCAUCCAGCGGGCCCAAGCGUUAUGACUGGACCGGGAAAAAUUGGGUAUACUCCCACGACGGCGUGUCCCUCCACGAGCUGCUGGCCACGGAGCUGACAGAGGCCUUGAAAGCCAAACUGGACUUGUCUUCCUUGGCCUAUUCUGGAAAACACACCUGAUGCUCAACCCCAUUUCAAAGACUGAAAGUUGUCGGCCGGGAUCCCAGCCUCGUGCUGCUGCUGAGGUCUGUUUGAUCCCAUUCCUGCUUUCGAGGACUGUUGCGUUGUGUGUAACAGCUCUGUGAAAAGAAUGUGUUGUCUCCCAUCCUGCCCCCAAGUUCUGAGUUUUAAUUUCUACAGAGGUUUUUUUUUAUUUUAUUGUCUGAUUUCCUCUCUCAUAUCAUAUCCCUUAUCUUUUACAAUGUCUUAAUAUAAUAACCUUACCUCCCAAAAAAGAAGGAAAAAUUCU